This is a messenger RNA of Pieris macdunnoughi, 1260 nucleotides long. The record is from the annotation of a GenBank genome assembly. NCBI's taxonomy places the organism in Eukaryota, Metazoa, Arthropoda, Insecta, Lepidoptera, Pieridae.
GUACUUUACACUUAUCCGGAAAACUUCCGUGCUUAUAAGGCGUUGAUCGCCGCACAGUACUCCGCAGCUGAUGUUAAAGUAUCACCGAACUUUGUAUUUGGAGAAACAAAUAAGUCCCAGGAAUUUCUGAAAAAGUUCCCGGCCGGCAAAGUUCCUGCGUAUGAAAGUGCCGAUGGAAAGGUACUUCUGACUGAAAGUAAUGCCAUCGCUUACUACGUUUCAAAUGCGGCCCUCCGAGGCUCUGACCUCAAAAGUCAGGCUGCAGUAUACCAGUGGGCAUCGUGGGCGGACAGUGAACUCCUGCCUGCUUCUUGUGCCUGGGUCUUCCCCUACCUGGGCAUCAUGCAGUUCAACAAACAGAACGUAGAGCGUGCGAAGAGUGACCUACUGGCGGCUCUCAAAGUGUUGGACGACCACCUCCUCACUCGCACCUUCCUCGUCACUGAGCGAGUUUCGUUGGCAGACAUCAUCGUGUUCUGUACCCUCAUUCACUCCUUCCAGUACGUGCUAGAGCCCAGCUUGCGAGAGCCCUUGGUGAACGUGCAGCGCUGGUUCGCGACGGUGUCGCAGCAGCCGCAGGUGCUAGCCGUGGUGGGGCCCCUCGGCCUGUGCGCCGCGGCCCCCGUCUACGAUCCCAAGAAGUACCAGGAACUCACCAAGGACAAGAAGCAAGAGGGCGGAAAGAAAGAGAAGAAGGAGAAAAAAGAACAGCCCAAGAAAGAGAAGGAAGUAAAGGAACCCGAGCUACCGGAUGAGUUGGAUGAAAAGCCUAAGGAGUCCAAAGAUCCAUUUGACACGAUGCCCAAAGGAACUUUCAACAUGGACGACUUCAAGAGGUGCUACUCGAACGAGGACGAAGCCAAGUCGAUUCCGUACUUCUGGGAGAAGUUCGACCCCGAGCAUUACUCCAUCUGGUUCGCCGAGUACAAGUACCCCGAGGAGCUGGCCAAAGUGUUCAUGAGCUGCAACCUCAUCACGGGCAUGUUCCAGCGCCUGGACAAGAUGCGCAAGCAGGCCUUCGCCUCGGUGUGCCUCUUCGGCUCCGACAACGACUCGAGCAUCUCGGGCGUGUGGGUGUGGCGCGGCCAAGAUCUGGCCUUCCCGCUGUCUCCCGACUGGCAGAUCGACUACGAAUCCUACUCCUGGACCAAGCUGGACCCGAAGGCGCCCGAGACCGAGCGCCUCGUGCGCGAUUACUUCUCGUGGAGCGGAAAGGACUCUGAGGGCCGCGCCUUCAACCAGGGCAAGAUCUUCAAGUGA